Molecule: messenger RNA, 3680 nt
Organism: Leptomonas pyrrhocoris
Lineage: Eukaryota; Euglenozoa; Kinetoplastea; Trypanosomatida; Trypanosomatidae
Exons: 1
Coding region: 219-3680 (1153 amino acids)
Cellular component (GO): cytoskeleton
Source: RefSeq, a predicted model, not a curated record
GUCUGCCGGGUUUUUCUUCGAGACUCGCCUUGUACCUUCAGACGUCACCAGCACUGCUUCGGUCGGUAACGGGGCGGGAGUCUACGUAGUUGGCCACCCCCAAAAGGAGGCAAAUACACAUAUACGUUGAACAGAAUCUCAAGAAAUCCUUCAGUUUGUCUGUCCCUGUUCGUUUUCCCUCUUUCCCUCUUUCCACACGCACAAACACACACACACACAUGACGCAGCGCAACGCCGGCCCAACGUCCUCCUUCGAUGACGCGGCGGACGUCACGCACUCCACCGCGUUCGCGGUGCUGAACGCCCUCGUCGACGAGGGCCAAAUUUCUGAUGAGCGCGCGGAGUAUUUAAAGCAAAAGUUCACCGAGCUGCACUCCCGCGUCCUGGCUAUUUACAAGCGCGACAAUGCGCUGCUGAAGCGAGCGCGACAGCUGCGGAGCCGCCUCGAGGCGGAGCGGCAAAACGUCCUCUCCUGCGGCGACUCGGCCAAGAAGGACGACGAGAUCAUCCAAAGCCUCAAGCGCACGUUGAUGGAGCAGGAGCGUGACUUGACCGCUGCGCUUGAGCGCGAAAGCGUUCUGCAAGUCGAAGUGCUGGAGUACGAUCGGCGCAAGCAGCACCUAAUUCUCGAUCGCGAGGACGCCGUGGCGGCGGAGGAGGCACGUCUGCGCCCGAAGAUGGAGGCGCUGCAGAGCGAGAUUGCGGACAUGAGCAACCACAUUAAAGAGGUGGCCGGGGAACAGGAGCAGGCGGAUGCGGAGUUGGCUCGGCUGACGCAGGAGGAGGCGCAGCAUCGGAGCGUGAUAGCGAACUUUGACACCACGCUGGCGCAGGCACGGCAGCAACUGCAAAAUGUCCAAAAAGACCCCGAGCGCGCGCAGCGGCAGCUGGAUCUGGUGCUGGGCAGCCUUUCAGGUGCUGAGCGGGAACUGGGGAGCACGGAGGAGAAGAUCGCCGCGCACGCCCAGCGCAUUGCCGCGUUGGAGUUUCAGCGCAACAGCCGCACCGGUGACUUCGAGGCGGUGAAGAAGCGCGUCCUGGCAAUUCGCACGGAGAUGGAGUCGAAGCGCAAGACGCUCGCCACCAUGAACACCUCCCUGGAGGUGGAACUGGAGGCGCGGCAAUCGACGCAGGAGCGCGUGGCCGAGCUGGAGCAGCUGCUCCUCACCACGAAGUUCGCACUGCAGCAGGAGAUGGACGGCGUGGACCGGAUGGAGCGGGAAAAGGAAAAGUACAUGCGGGUGUUCUCCUCGCUGGAGCAGGCCAAGGACAACGCGCGGCAUGAGUGGGAGUUGCUGCAGGAACAGGUGCGGCUGGUCGAGAGGGAGGUGGAGCAGGUGAACCGCACCACCGCCGGUGUCAAAAAGGAAUGCGAGAGUUACCGCAAAGACAUCGAGGUGCGGACGCGCAAGCUGCUGGCCGAGCAGGCGAAGUCGAAGGAGUUUGUCGGACAGGCCGAUCGUGUGCUGAUGGCGAUACGCGAGGUGGAGGACACCCUCGCCGCCAAGGUGAAGCAGGACGAAGUGAAGCAGCGCGAACUGAAGGCGCUGGCGACAAAGCGUCAGGAGCUGAGCCGCGCCAGCGCCCGCGAGGCGACCCGGCUCACACUGGCGCAACAGGAGAUGCAGAUGCGCCAGAUGUACGUCAAGGAGGCGCGGCGCCGUGGUGCGGAGCUGGAGAAGCGGCUGAACAAACUUGUGGACAUGUUCCAAAAGGUGAAGCGCGAGCGGGCGCAGAAGGCGACGCAGAUCCAAACCAUCACUCAGGCCAUGACGCAAGUCGCGGAGAAGACGAAGCUGCUGGAGCGCGAGCUGUCGGUGCUGAAGCGGGAGUCCACCUUGAAGGAGCAAGAAAUCACGAAGUCCAAGUAUCAGGCGCACGAACUCACCCAGAUUUGCGCCAAUCUGCGGCUGGAGAAGAACCGGCUGCGCAAGAAGUUGGAGAAGGCCACGGACAGGGAGCGGGAGGUGAAGUCGCAGGUGCGUCGGCUGAACGCGGACAUCGCCGCGACGGAGGACACGAUGACGGAUCUGCGGCGGUCGUACGCGGCGGCGGUCGAGGGGCGCAAUCAGGUCGGCAUCCAACUCAUCGACCGCAACGACGAGGCGGCGCUGCUGGUGGCGCGGGUGACGGCGCAGGAGUCGGCCAUCGCGGAGGGCACAAAGAUGACGAACGCCAGUGCAGUGGAGGUGCGGCUCUUAAAGGCGAAGUUGGCGAACUUGCUGCGCGACAUCGAGGCGUGCCAGCAGUCUCUGCCAAAAGUGACACAGAUGGAGCUUGAGCUGACCCGCGUGCAAGACGAAAUGGAGGCGGAGCAAUGGCGGGCGCAGGUGUUGGAGGAGGACCUCACCGACCCGAAGAACCCACACCGGUGGAAGCACAUCCCACUGGCCAUUGCGAGCAACACAGCCGUGCCGGUGGUGUCCGAUGAGGUCACGACACCCGUACGGGCGGUGGGACGGAGGGAGGCGGCGGGGUCGCAGGAGGGCAACGCGGCUCCUGUGCCGACGGUGGCCGCUUCUUCUCCUUCGUCACCCGCUGACGCCGCGGCAGCCGUGACAUCCGCAGCCACGUUGGACCAAAACAGCGCUGUGAACGCGUCGGCGACACUGGCGCUGGUGGGAGGGCCGUCCGAGGAGUAUGUCCGCCUGCAGGCCCGCUGCCAGGAGCUGGAAAGUCGCAUGCAGACCAUCACCGCGAAGCUGCGCGAGAAAGACCUUAUUCUGGAGGAGGUGUCGGAGCUGGCGGAGCGGGUCGGCGGUCAGGCGGAGUCCGGCAAGGACGUUACCCUGGCCCUCGCGAAACAGGUGAACAAGUACCACAGCAACAUCCGCGGCAAGAGCCGGCAGAUGAUGGCGACCAUUUCGGAACUCUCCCUCUUCCAGGCCUCCAGCAUUCAGCUCCAGCAAGAGGUGCAGCGGCUGGAGGCGGUCGUGGCGGAGGCGGAGCAGCGGAUGGCGACCGGCGAUGCCCCUUUUGCGGAGGCGGAGGAGCAGUACGAGCGUAGGAAGCAGGUCGACGAGCGCUACGCGGCGGCACGGCAGCAGCGCCGGCAGGCCGCGCAGGCAGCCGAGGCGAGGGAGGCCGCGCAGGCGAUCGCGACGACAGCGGAGCAGCGGCCGAAUGCUUACAUUCCGGAAGAUGAUAAGCUGGGCCUUGCCCGCCCGUACGGCCCCUUUGCCCCUUUCAAGUCUUCCACGACCCGCGUGAUGCUCACCCCCGCGCGCACGGCAGCGGCGUGGUCCACGGCGAGCAAUCGAGGUAUGAAUAGCACGCCGGCGCAGUCGCAGGCCACGCAGCCGGCCGCGUCGCCUGCGUCGUCCUCGCCGUCCUCGCGCCCCGCUGCUGCCCACCAACAGUCGGGGACUUUGCCGCUGAAAGCGCGUGGCCCGACCACACCUCCCGCCUCGUUCACUUCCGCCUCACCGGUCGGCUCAGGUGCUGUCGUGACAUCCUUCAGCAGCUCGUUACCAAGGAAUCGGAGAGUUGGACAAGAGCCGCAAUACGGGGCGGCCACCGCAAGUCCCGCCAUGGUGGCCGCCUCGGAAGAGCUGCACGACGAUAGCGACGCCGUUGAUCGAAAUCCCAACGUGGCGUCAUCCCUGGAGCAACUUCGGGUGAGUGAGCGCGGCCUGAGCGGGGACUCUAGCAGCCGCAGGGGCUUUUCCGCCACGCAGUGA